ACAGUGGUCUUCCCUGUGGCCGAGGUUUGAGUGGAGUUGUCAAACAGGUCUUGGUUGUUGACGUUUGGGGCAGCCUCAGAUAGACCCCCCUCUUCACCAGGACUGCAUGACAUUUGUCCAGGACCUAGUCCCAACCUUCAGCUCUGACCUGAGGGGAAAGGGGGGGCACAACAACACGGACCCUGUAGUAAAAACACAGUGCAGAGCAGAGGCGUCACACUGUCAUACAGCUAUAUCCCUUGCCACUCUUACUUAAACCUUGGUGGCGUGUGUGAGGGCAGAGAAGUUAAUAGGUAACUAUCUGUCAUCCCAGAUCUGGAGGAGCAGUGCCAGCUGACUCGUUAGCUGCUGGGCAGUAAUGGACAAUGUAAACUGUCCUGUAAAUGUCACAACAAGCUAACUGGGCACGCUAGCUCAGCCACUUUACGAGGGUUUCAUAAUCGACGACAAUGCACAUGCUAAUCUCGAGCAAAAGCAAGCGGAAGGAAACUGACAUGUGUAGCCUUAGUGGUGUAUUUUGAGAAUUACACAAACCCAGAAACUGACUGUUGUUGAGAGGUAACUGCAUGCGGUGGGGCCUAUAAUACUGCAGAUGUGAGAUGCAACUACAAUUAGUAUGGCAUUACAUUCAGGUAAUGCCAAAGAAGAUGCCUGCACAGCCAAACCCAGAAGCCCUGAUGCUUGCUUUGACCUGAAGUAUGCACCAAGCACUUUGAAGCCAGACUUUGAAGGGAAGUAACUACUAGCACAAACAAGUGAAAACCAGAAGAAGACAACUGGAGAGAAAACUUCACCCCGCAGCCAUGAAGGACAAAGUGAAGAAGGGAGGAGGAAGAAAUCAGGCCAAGGCUGAAGCAACUGGCAUGACUGAUGGAAAAUCAGUUGUUGGUAUCAAGCAGGCAGAUGACACAUCGUUCUCUGUGAAGAUCCAGGGGGCAGGAGUGGAGUCUUUUGAGCUACAGGUCCAUGGAUUCUGGCUUGUGCAACACACUGUAAUGACUCUGCUUUCGAGGGAUGAGGUGUGUCCGCGUUCCAACCUGUCUUUGACACUUGCUGGAACAGCUCUAGACCCGCUCGUAGAACUGCAGAGCGUCAAGGGGCUCAAACCAGGAGCCAUUCUUCGCCUGGCAGAAGAGCCCUACACCUCCCGCUCGGCCCAGCUCCAUCUGGCUCGUGUGCUGGAGCUGCUGAGAGCAUCAGGACCUCAGGAUGCACUGAGAGAAGGACGCUCACCCAGCAUACUAGAAACACUCACACACAUACACACAGCAGACUCUAGCUUACCCAAUGGAAAAAGCCUCAAACGCUCUCUUAGCAACACAAAAACAGAAACAGCCAGCCAGGAUGCAGCUCCUCCUGAGUACCUCCUCCCUGGUUCUUCAGAUAGACCCCUCAUGGCUCUGCUACCACAGAGCUCCCAACCAGAGGCCCCUAGCUGCAUCAGGGACUUGUCUCUUAGCUGCUGGAAUCCGCCUCCAGGACACAGGAAGCUGCAGGGAGACUUCCAGUACAUCACUGUGGUCACCUUAGAGGGACGACGGUGUGACAUCACUUCCUGUCCGAAAGGUUUCUUUCUAAACAGGUCUACAGAAGAUGUGUUUGAUCCCCGUCCUGCACAGUCGGCCCCACUUUGUCACUGUUUCACUGACCUGCUCUGUCACAUCAGCCCUGCCUUCAAACAAACUUUAACCACACUCAAAAAUAGGUUUCAGUUACCUGCAGUCGAUGUGAUGCCCACUCCUUACCACACACUGAGCUGGCUCGGGCCUCCCUGCACCUCCCGAAUCCACAAAAACACCUACAGCAGACUGGGAGUGGAUGAUCAGCAAGCCACACAGGCUCCAGACUGGAAUGAGGAGAUGCAGGCCGCCAGAGGUCUUCCCAUGAGCAGUCUGGAGGAGCGGCUGCAGAGAGACAGAGCUCUGCUUCAGGUAAACAGUGCUUUUGUCAGGGCCGCUACACAGGGGGCAGAGACUGUUGUAGACGGCUUUGUGGAACCAGUGAAUGGAAACCCAGAGGACCCGGCCUUCCUGUGGGGUGGCCUGUUCAUGAACCAGGGGGCAGCGAAUGUAAUGUUUGGAGGGGAGAGGGGCCGCAGGGCUGCUCAGAGGCUGGAACUGAAAGGAGUACAGGCCUACAGUGACAUAGCCCGGCAUCAGGGGCUGCACACACUGCCUACAGCCAUCAUAGACUACAGAGGAGUGCGUCUGACUGCUCAGGGUAUGGCUCCUGGUUUGGAGGGUUCAGAGCAGGAUCAGGAGACUACCCCAGCCCAGAGAGGCCUGCUAUAUGGGGUCAAUUCAAAAGCCCAGGAGUCCCCCCAGCGAAGGCGGCUAUUGGAGCAAUUGGCUUACGCAUCAAAGUCUCUCUCCAUCCAGAGACACGUUGUUAUGCUGCCAAACAAGUACAAGGCAUCACUGUUCACCUCAGUGGAUGCUCAAGGACUGCUGGGGGCUGAUGGGAGGUUCUACAUACUGGAUGUGUUCAGGACCUUCCCAGCUGAUGCCAACUUCUGUCCUGAGGUAGAGACAGAAAGUCCGACAGACAACGGAGAAGAGGAAAGUAGUAAAAGCUGUGAAGAGGGAGAGGAGAAGAAGAGUUGUGUAAAAGAGAGCUGGCCAGAGAGUUAUCAUUCAGACUAUGGGCUCCCCAAGAGUUUUCCUCAUGGACUCUGUAGACUGAGACCAGAACUGGUGCAGGCCUUCAUACAGCAAAAACAUUGCCAGUUCACUCAGCGUGUCAAGGAGAUACUGGAUGAAAAUGGGGGAUUCGAAGAAUGUGCAACAGCUUGUGACUCUCGAUCCACUGAUGCAGUACGAGCUGCUUGUAAAGAAGUAGGCUCUGUGAGCAACAUCAUAUUUGAGAUGCGUUUCAACCCAAACGUCUUCUCUCCAGGGGUUUCCUUCCCCGAUGCUGAAAGUCAGUCAACAAAGCUGCAGGAGAAGUUACUGAGGGAAGCUGCUGUUUUCAUCAUCACACAUCAGAUACCAGCAUUUGUUGAGCACUGCCUACAAAACAAUGAGGCACCAACAGAUGGAACCUCUCUAAAGCAGGUGCUCCACCAGAGAGGCAUCAAUCUGCGUUAUCUUGGUCAUGUGACCAAGGCCAUCAGCCAGUCAGAACACAAAGAGCACCUGAGGCAUAUACUGAGAUCUGUCAUUGGUGAAAUUUUCAUCCGCUCAACGAGACGAGUGUUCAACAAUUUCCUCCAGGGUGUGGACGUGCCAAGUUGCUCUGCAGCUGUCAGUCACUUCCUCUGCUGCUUAUUGGUUCCACACUUCACGCCUGCUGCUGUGGGGGAGGAGACCAAAAAGAAGUCGAGGCGGCGUGGUCGAGGGGCAGGGGCCUCUGAGAGUACACCCUGGAGCACACUCACUGGGGCUGAGCUGUGGAACCUGGUUUGCCAGGACGCUGAUGAAACAUACAGCAUUGCUGACUGCCUGGGUUCUGGUCCAAACCACCUGGUGGAGCACUAUGGCCUUCAGAAAAUCUCUUUGCUUCGAGAAUUCUGUUUAAAGACUGGAGUACAGUUGAGACUGAGGGACUACUUCCUGGACAACCAAAACAAAGCUCCCAUUGGUCCAGACGACGUCCUCAACAUCUUCCCUGUGGUCAAGCACAUUCACAUGCCAACUGUGGAUGCUUCAGCAGCAUACCAUGCAGGCCUGACCUUCCUCCAGAAAGGUCUGCUGGAGCAGGCACACGAGCAACUGAAAGAAGCAGUGUACCUAUUUGGCAGAGUGUCUGAUAACCUGCACCCUGAUGCCUGCUACUGCCACAGCGUUUUGGCCAAAGUGACCUUCCUGCAGGGGAAGCCAGCGGAGGCUCGCAGUGUCCAGCUGACAGCGGUAGUCAUCAGUGAGAGAGUUCUUGGUUUUGACCAUGCAAACACAAUCCAGCAAUACGCCCUCUUGGCUGUGUAUAUGUUUGCUGGAGGGGAGACCGCCCUCGCCCAAAAGUGUCUCCUCAGAGCUCGCCUGCUGAUGCUAACAGUUCACGGAGAGGAUCAUCCAUACACUGCAACACUGGAUGGCUGUAUCGGCCUGGUGCUGACAGGGGAUCAGUCCGGAAAGUUCUUAAAGAACGCUCUCAGACUCAACACUUCUUUCUUUGGACCCACAAAUCUGCACACAGCUCUCAGUCAGCACAUGCUGGCUCAGAGGAUGUGCAGUAAGGGAGACUACAGAGGUGCCAUGAUGCACGAAAAAGAGGCUCUUGCUGCUUUUACUUCCUUGUUUGGAGAGGAACACUCUCAAACAAGCUGCAGCAAAGAGUUUCUUUGCACCAUAACCAAGCAGGCAGUGAAGGUGGAGCGCUCUCUCAGGCAGGCUGGAGCUGACAGCACUGAGCAAUCAGUGGAGUGUAUAACUCCCUCAUCGGACACGGUGCUGGAGCAGAUGGUCCUGGUGACAGGGAUCAAGAGGAUUGCAAGUAACAAGCUCCAGGAGUACAAGCAGAAACACCAGGAACUAAAGGCAGCAGUGGCAAAAGAGCUAGGAUUGGACCUUGGAGCUAAGCAGUUAUUCUCCCUGGAGACCCUGAACUGGGCAGAGAUAACCCCAGAUCAAGAAAUGGGAAACGGUGAAGCAGCUGAGGAAAAAGGAAACCUGGGCAGUGAGAGCCAAGAGGUGCAGAAAAUAGAGGAGACUUCAGCGGAGAGUGCUGCUGAAGUUUCAUCUAAUGGUCAUGUGGUGGAGCCAGCAGAAGAAAAGCAGCAAACAUUAGAUGAAGCGGAGAGUGACGAAGUCUCCCCAGGUGCUGAGGUCCAGGAGGUGAACGGGGAGUCAGAGGUCAGGGCCGGAGGAGAGGAAACUGAUGGAGACAACAGCAGCACAGCCAGCGGUGAGACAAAAUCUGAAGCGACAGUUGAUGAGAUAAAACCAAAGGAGGUAAAUGGUGAAAUAAACGUAGCUGAGAACGUCCCCGUCAGCCCAUCAGCCUUGAAGGGUAAAGGAACCUGGGCAGAUGUUGUUUCUAAUGCGCCUAUGGCCAACGGGAAAGAAGACCAAGACCAAGACCCAGCAGUCAAUGGGGUCGCAGAUGGUGUCACUGCCAACGGAGCAACCGAGGAGUGAAAACAUAUCAAAUAGGAAAUCAGUGUUGUUGUGGAGUUUUAACAAAUCACUGCUGUAAGAUAAAACUCUCCCUGGAUCUGAGAUGUAAUUUGAUUAAAUGACCAUGAAGCAAAGCAGAAGAUGGCUGUCAGAUGAGGAGUAUUACACUGUGUUUGAGAUAUUAUUGCUGAUUCUGGGAGAGGGCUGUACUGGGAAUUUUUUUUCCAACAAUAAACUUUUUACUCUGGUUUACAAGUGAUUGUUUUUUUGGCAGAGACAAAGUACAUAUGAAAACGCUGUGUGAUAGUAUGUUUCUAUGAAUUACCUAAUCAUGACUCCGCAAUAAACAAGCAAUCCCAUCAAUUAAAAUGAAAACAUUGAAACCUCUUGCUCUUUUAACAAUACAAAAGUAUUGUAUACAAAGUGGAAAAUUGACUGAAAAUUAAUUUUGACGAUGAAAAAACUGUUUAUAAUAAUUAGGAUUAGACUAGGCCCAUGUACAAAAAGUGUUUUCUAAUGUAAAAGACGAUGACAUGGUCAUAAUAUAGAAACUAUACUGUAAUAAGUAUGGUGUUUUUAAUGCAGUAAUUGUCUGGACUGAUCAUAUAAAUAUUACAAAAGUUUACUCCAACAGUCACUGUAUUACCCAAAAGUUGCAUGUCUCAUCUGCUGAACAAUGUAGCAUUCACUGAUUUUGGUUUUAAAAUAAAAUGACUACAUCAGUU
This is a messenger RNA of Notolabrus celidotus (New Zealand spotty), 5779 nucleotides long. Its product is annotated as clustered mitochondria protein homolog. Lineage: Eukaryota; Metazoa; Chordata; Actinopteri; Labriformes; Labridae. Gene Ontology annotation, biological process: intracellular distribution of mitochondria. Gene Ontology annotation, molecular function: protein binding; mRNA binding. Gene Ontology annotation, cellular component: cytoplasm. The record is from RefSeq and is a predicted model, not a curated record. The coding region runs from base 804 to 5075 and encodes 1423 amino acids. The transcript has 30 exons.